AUGGACUUCGGCCCUGCACGCCGUGCUACGAGCAGCACCACGGGUGAUACUCAUGAGCCUGCUGCUGACACCAGUGGGGGCAACACCAGCGCAACACCGCACACCAUGGUAGCAUCUGCUGAGGAGAUACCAGCGGACACCGCCAGCAGCACCCCAGUCUGCCUCCCAGACUCAGUCCAUCGCAGAGUACCCGCCUGCCACGAGCCCACAGUCGUCACGGUGUACCAUAGCGACCACAACCACCAGGAGCGCGGGCCUCCCCCACGCCGCCACAAGCGGCAAGCGGCACGGCUUGAGAAGGCGGCAGCUGCGGCGGCAGCGGCGGCGGCAGCAGCGACGGCCAGCCAGCUGGUCAAAGCGAGGACGCUUUCCCCAAGGCUCACAAAGAUUCUUGCCAAGGCCCAGGAGAACUGGCUAAUGACGCGUGCUACUCAGGAGGAAGAUGCUUCACAUCCCCCUUCACAUGCCCCUUCACAUCUCCCUUCACAUGCCCCUUCACAUGCCCCUUCACAUGACCCUCCACAUGCCCCUGCCCCUUCACAUGCCCCUUCAUAUGCUCCUUUACAUGCCCUUUCACAUUCCCCCUCUCAUCCCCCUUCACAUGUCCCUUCACACGCUGCUUCAUAUUCCCCUUCACAUGCCUGCUCACAUGCCCACUCACAUGCUGCUUCACAUGCCACUUCCCAUGCCCCUUCAAAUACCCCUUCACAUUCCCCUUCACAUUCACACGCCACUUCACAUGCCGCAUCACACCCUGAUCCACACGCCCAUCCACAUGCCCCUCUGCAUCCCCAUCUGCAUGCUUCUGAGCACGCCCCCCACCACACCCCUCAGCAGGCCCCUCUGCAUGACCCUCUGAAUGCCCUUCUGCACGUCCCUCUGCAUACCCCUCCGCAUACCCCUCCCCAAACCCCUCCACAUGGCCCACACACCUCGCCGCACGCCCUUCCGCAUGCCACACCACACGCCCUUCCACGCGCCCUUCCGCGUGUGUGCAGCUGGGGUUCCCUCAGCCCGCUUUCCUCGAGAGGCAGCAACGAAGCCGAGCAGAAAUCACAAUCGGCAGGGCAGUAUGUAGCCGCACACACUACAAUGGCGACAGAAGAGCAGGAAUCUGAACACCAGGGGCAGCCAGAUGAGCCACAGCUGCAGGUCGAUUUUUUGCCAGCAGUCGCUACUUUGGGCCUCGCGGGAUGUUGUUGGGGCAGCAGCAGCAGUGCUGGUCUAUUGCUGCAGCACAAGCAGCAGCAACAGCAGCAGGAGCGGCAGCAGCAGCAGCAGCAGCAGCAGCAGCAGCAGGUGCACCACCCUGUAUUUGAUGUGCUCGGUGGAGGCAACAGCAUGAGUGUUCAAGACUUUAUAGAGCACCUCGUCUUCGCUCCAGUAGCCGCGGGCGAGGCCAGGCACAGGCUGAUGCUGCGAGACCGGAGGGAGUGCAAGACGGCGGGAAACGGGGAAACGACACAGCAGAAGAGUGAGGGGCAGGGAAGGACAUCACGCGGCGAGCGGGGAGAAGACAACAACGGGGGGAACUCACAAAUCCGAACCGAGCUGCAGGGGGACGAGACCCCGGCACGAGGGGGUGCUGGCGCCGAGGCCCGCAAUAGGCGGGAACAGGAAAAGGGAGCCCCCGAGGGCCAGGAGGAGCGGAGUCCGCCACAUCCAGCCGAGGCGGGUACGUAUAAGCAUAUGGCCCAGCAUGGGUCGGCGCCGACGAGGGCGGCGCAUGAGGUGGACGAGACGGCUGAGGGGGAGGCGGCGCCGGGCCUGGCCCUGGUGCCGACGACGGGGGAUGCGCCAGUUCGCCUAACGGAGGAGCGUGAUCGGCCUGAGAGGACGGAGCGACAGGGUCAGAAGGACGCGUCCGCGGAGGCAACGCCGGAUCCGGAGCAGGAGGAGGGGGCCGCGACGGAGGGACAGGCGGCGCAGACUGCGCCUGCGCAGCCGGCGCACCCAGUUGAGAUGACGCGGACUGCGACUGAGGUGGAGGGAGUUGCAACGGGUGGGACUGGGCGGCAGGAGCUUGAAGCUGGGGUCGAUGACGAGCCUGGCUGGACAGCGGCGGGCGAGGGGGGCGGCGGCGACGGAAGGAAUGACCGCGCGCGCGGAGAAACGGAUGAGUGCGCCCGUGGGGGGAGCGGUACACAGGCUCCCUUGGUCGAGCAGGCGCCAUCGGGGGCGCAGAGGGCGCGGCGCCAACACCCGCAGUCAGGCAGUCCGCGACGGCUCAGAACAGGGCUGGCACCUGCCCGCCCUGGGCCGCUGGUAGGGUGGGAACAGCAGGAGACCCCGCCGCCACGAUCACUUCACGCCGAGGCGGCCGGCGCCGGCCCGUCAUCAGGUACGGAGUACGCCGCGGGACGGGCCAACGAAGGAGUUGAAAGGGAGGCGGCCGACGCGGAGGAGGGGGCGGUGGUCGUAGAAGAGGAACAAGUGAUCGGGAUUGACAGGCGCCGAGGAGGAACAGCACGGCAGAGGCUGCUGCGAGAGCGCGCGGCGGAGGCGGCGGCGGGAAACCCGCCGGCGGGAACUCGGGGUCGAGCGCCUGUGGCGGGGAGGGGACGCGGCGGACGAGGUGCGCGAGGUCGGGCAGGGCGAGGGGACCUGGCAGCAGCCGUGGCUAGAGAGAAAGCCAGAUCUGGACCUUGGCGGGAAAGGCACGGGAGGCCAGAGCGAGAGCAGGGAGGAGCUCCAAUGAAUGACGACGAGGAAGAUGGGGACGAGGAAUAUAUGGAGGAGGAAUAA
Messenger RNA from Closterium sp. Naga37s-1, 2745 nucleotides. NCBI's taxonomy places the organism in Eukaryota, Viridiplantae, Streptophyta, Zygnematophyceae, Desmidiales, Closteriaceae. The record is from the annotation of a GenBank genome assembly.